Mesitornis unicolor (brown roatelo) is the source of this 456-nucleotide messenger RNA. RefSeq names its product cyclin-dependent kinase inhibitor 1B (p27, Kip1) (gene CDKN1B). Gene Ontology annotation, cellular component: nucleus. The transcript is spliced from 2 exons. Gene Ontology annotation, biological process: regulation of mitotic cell cycle; signal transduction by p53 class mediator. Gene Ontology annotation, molecular function: cyclin-dependent protein serine/threonine kinase inhibitor activity. The coding region runs from base 1 to 456 and encodes 151 amino acids. Lineage: Eukaryota; Metazoa; Chordata; Aves; Mesitornithiformes; Mesitornithidae. The record is from RefSeq and is a predicted model, not a curated record.
AUGGAGUGGAGGUUGGGCAAGACGACCCACGCUCGGAGGAACCUCUUUGGCCCCGUAGACCACGAGCAGCUGUGGCAGGACUUCCAACACAUGCUGCGCAACAGCGUUGAGGGGGCUCAGCAGAAAUGGAACUUCGAUUUCCUCCAGAACACACCAGUGGAGGGGCUCCUGCAGUGGGAAGAGCUUGAGGGCCAUGAGGUGCCCGCCUUCUACCACGGCUGCAUGGUGGGAGAUGCUCGGAGGCCUCUGCAGCACUUGAACUGGCCCCUGGGCAGGGAGGACAAGAGUCACCACUUUGCCUGGGUAGCACUGACUGAGAAACCCAGAACUCCCAAAACAGGGGGCAAGAGGAUCUCGGAAGGGAAGAAAAGACAAACAUCUCUGACAGAUUACUACUCAGCAAAGAAGCGAGUCAAAACGAAUAUGCAAGCUGCUGCAAAGAAGUCAACUUCUUGA